Molecule: messenger RNA, 3031 nt
Organism: Dunckerocampus dactyliophorus (ringed pipefish)
Lineage: Eukaryota; Metazoa; Chordata; Actinopteri; Syngnathiformes; Syngnathidae
Gene: col21a1
Product: collagen, type XXI, alpha 1
Exons: 28
Coding region: 11-3031 (1006 amino acids)
Source: RefSeq, a predicted model, not a curated record
UCAACAAUGUAUGAGACAACCAACCACUAAAACACUGGCUAAAGACAUAAAAUUCAGUCUGAUUGUGAUCAUUCUGAUUACCAGUGCCCAUUUCGUAAAGGCCUGUUUUUCCCCUUUCUCUAUAGGUACAAUCGGAAGUUGCAGCACUAUGGCGUACAAAGCAGCAUCCAUGGCUUGUGUCUUAAGGUGCCUGUGCUUCGUGCUGCUUCAUUGGCUUAAUGCAGCACAAGACGAAGACCUAAGAAGUUGUAGGACCGCACCAGGCGAUUUAGUAUUUAUUGUAGAUGGUUCUUGGAGCGUCGAAGAUGUCAACUUUGAAAUAGUAAAGCGGUGGCUUGUCAACAUAACCACAAACUUCAACAUUGGACACAAGUUUACCCAAGUAGGUGUUGUUCAGUACACCGACGAUCCUGUUUUAGAAAUACCUCUGGGGAAGUAUUCCGCCACCGAAGAUCUCAUCAGAGCAAUGGAAUCCAUCGAGUACAUGGGAGGAAACACCAGGACGGGCACGGCCAUUGAGUUUGCCACGGACAAAUUGUUUGGCCUCUCUGAACGCAGUCCGAUGGGCGUUUCUAGAAUUGCAGUUGUCCUCACCGACGGAAAGUCUCAAGAUGAGGUUCGGAAGGCAGCAGAGGCCGCGAGGAGGAAAGGAGUCAUUUUGUUUGCUAUCGGUGUGGGGUCAGAGACAGAGGAGGCACAGUUGAGAGACAUUGCAAACAAGCCUUUUUCAACCUACGUCUUCUCUGUAGAGGACUACAAAGGUAUUUCAAGGAUCAUACAGAUCAUACGACAGAAACUGUGUGAAGAGACUGUUUGUCCUGCAAGAAUACCUAUUGAUUCCCGAGAAGAGAAAGGAUUUGACAUUCUACUCCAUUUAAAUCUGGCCAAAAAAGCCAAAAAGACAAAAGGAACAUAUCAUGGCACUAAAGCUUAUGAGGUGACACAUCGUAUUGACUUGAGUGAAGCCACAAGGACACUUUUCCCUGAUGGUCUCCCGCCAUCCUAUGUAUUCGUCGCCACUCUAAGAUACAAGGGAUCAGUGGCUUUGGAGGAGUGGGACCUGUGGAGGAUCCAGACACGUGAUGGGAGACCUCAAAUGGCAGUGACCCUGAAUGGACUUGAUGGCACUGUCAAGUUUACCACAACCAGUGAAUCACUAAGUGGAACACAAACUGCUACAUUUUCCCAACACACAGCCAUGAAACUUUUUGAUGAGAAUUGGCAUCAACUGCGACUGCUGGUCACAGAGGAAGAUGUCACUCUGUAUGUUGACGACCUGGAAGUUGAAUCACUAUCCUUGGAGCCUCCUGUUGGCAUUUUCAUCAAUGGAAAAACUCAAGUUGGAAAAUAUGUCAGUAAAGAAACAACAGUACCGUUUGAAAUCCAGAAGUUGCGCAUCUACUGUGACCCUGAGCAGAACAACCGCGAGACUGCAUGUGAAAUACCAGGAGUGUGUUCCAACAGUCCUGAUUACGCUGAGCCAACUGAAGAACCUUGUGUUUGUCCACCGGGACCUCCAGGACUUCCAGGAAUGAAGGGGGAACAGGGAAAUGGAGGCAAAUCAGGUCAGCCUGGACGUGUUGGUGCUGAUGGUAAGCCUGGUGUGCCUGGUAGUAGAGGAAGUACAGGGUUUCCAGGUCCACCUGGACUAAAGGGCCAACGUGGGGCAGAUGGUUUGAAAGGGGAACACGGGAGACCCGGUUUUUCGGGUGAAAGGGGUGUUCCGGGAUUACCAGGACCACCUGGGCAACCAGGAGAGAAGGGUCCAGUUGGAUUACCAGGACGAGCAGGGAUGCCGGGUGAAGCUGGACAAACGGGAGAGAAAGGGAGCAUGGGGCCUCCCGGGCCUUCAGGGUAUAGAGGAGCAACUGGCCAAGCUGGGAGAGAUGGAAAGGAGGGACCUCCUGGGAAACUUGGUCAAAAGGGAGAAACUGGGGUCAGUGGUAUCCCUGGUGCGGAUGGAAGGGCAGGCCAUCCAGGUAUGCCUGGUUUACCUGGGAUAGCAGGUCUCAUGGGACAGAAAGGAGAGGCUGGAUUUCCUGGAUCAAGAGGCCCCCAGGGAUCAGAAGGCCCACCUGGGGAGAUGGGUCCACCCGGUCUGCCUGGUUUAAAUGGACCAGUCGGCCCAAAGGGGAGUAAGGGUGAAAGUGGAAGUCCGGGUAAACAAGGGACACCAGGUUCUAUGGGAAGACCAGGGGAGCCAGGACAAGCAGGACAGCCAGGACACCAAGGGGUGCCUGGCCUGGUGGGAAGCAAGGGAGAAAGGGGACACAGAGGUGAAAGAGGAGAGAUGGGAAUAAAAGGUGAAAAAGGAGAACACGGCAGACCAGGGAAUCAUGGAUCACCAGGUCUGCAGGGCCUUAAGGGGGAGAAAGGGACAACAGGGGAUUCGGGAGAAAGAGGUCAAGAAGGGCAAAUGGGACGGCCUGGACAGCCAGGUCAGACAGGCCAGCCGGGACCCCGAGGGCCUCAGGGGGAUACAGGGCCACCUGGCCAAGCUGGACCUGCGGGAAGAUCUGCCAGCUUGAUUUCCGACAUGCACAUUCGUCAAGUUUGCAGAGAGAUUCUUCAGUCUGAACUUCCCUCCAUGCUGCUGAGCUACCAAUCGAGCAGCUGUGCCGCCUGCCACAGCCAUCCUGGAUUACCUGGUGUUCCAGGUGAUUCAGGACCUCCAGGCAUCAGGGGACUUCCUGGUGUGGCUGGGGCCAGGGGACAACCAGGCUACCCAGGUCAUCCAGGACGACCUGGUAUUAACGGGCUUAAAGGUGAACCCGGUCUGAAGGGUGAAAGUGGAAGCCCAGGACGAACCACGCACGGUGAUCCAGGACCACCUGGACCUCCAGGUCCUGCUGGUCCUCAUGGCUAUGGCAAACCGGGUACUCCAGGUAAGCCUGGGCCGCCUGGUCAAAACGGGGUGGAGGGUAAAAGUGGUAAUCCCGGUAUUCCUGGCCAGCCUGGGGUGUGUGAUCCAUCCUUAUGCUAUGGCAGCAUGAUGAGGCGGGCCCAAUACAGCAAAGGACCAAACUAUUAG